This is a messenger RNA of Guyanagaster necrorhizus, 1914 nucleotides long. RefSeq names its product putative efflux transporter. Gene Ontology annotation, cellular component: membrane. The record is from RefSeq and is a predicted model, not a curated record. Gene Ontology annotation, biological process: transmembrane transport. The coding region runs from base 133 to 1770 and encodes 545 amino acids. Gene Ontology annotation, molecular function: transmembrane transporter activity. NCBI's taxonomy places the organism in Eukaryota, Fungi, Basidiomycota, Agaricomycetes, Agaricales, Physalacriaceae. The transcript has 12 exons.
GGGAGCUUCAUUGAUAUAGCGGUUCGUCGGCUUCCAUCUCCAAUUUCUGCGACGCGUCGCACUUGAGAAAAACAACUCGAAAAUUGCGUUUAGCCGGAAAAUGUCUCUGUCUCUCCACUUCCUUCUACCAUCAUGUCCAUCGAAAAGGGAGACAAGAACGAAGCGGAGCAGAAUUUCAAGGUUCCCCCCAUUAUGGCUGUUCCCACUCAGAGAAGUAGCCUUCGGUCUGUGUUAAUCGUGGCUACCUGUACGAUUGCAAUGAUCGUCAAUCAGUCGAACAGUACUGCGGUAUCGAUCUCUUUGCCUACAAUAGGCGAUGACCUCGGUAUACCGGAAGCAAAACUCAACUGGAUCGUCUCUGCGUAUCCUCUAAGCUCUGGCUGUUUACUCGUCUUGUUUGGCAGGAUAGCGGAUUUGUACGGCCGAAAACGGAUGUUCUGUGUUGGGUCAUUGUGGCUGGCGGCUUUUUCCUUGGGAUGUUCAUUCUCUAAAGACGCUAUAACGCUCGAUAUACUGAGAGCAUUUCAAGGAAUUGGAGCUGCCGCAACCAUACCCGCCUCCAUCGGUAUCCUCGCCCAUGCCUUUCCGCCAUCACGCGCUCGCUCCAUUGCGUUUGCCACUUUUGCUGCAGGAGCACCACUAGGCGGUGCCUUUGGACUAGCUAUCGGUGGCGUACUAACGCAGCUCACCAAACGGUCGUGGCGUUCGCCCUUUUACCUCUCUGCUGGCGUGUGCGCAGCAUCAUUCGUAAUGGGACUGGUCGUCAUCGAUGCCGACCUGCCUUCGACGGAAACAGACCAGCGAAUUGAUUGGAUCGGUGGAUUCCUCGUCACCGUCGGUCUCGUACUCAUUGUCUUCGUUCUUUCUCAAGGAGAGGUGGCUCCUCAACAAUGGAAGACACCAUAUAUCAUCGCGCUUCUCAUAGUCGGUGUGAUAUUCGUUGCGGCAUUCCUGUACUGGCAAUACCACCUCGAGAAGCAACUGGAUGACCCAUCGGUGCCCAAGACCAAGUGGAACCCUCCGCCUCUGAUGCGGCUAUCCCUAUGGACAAGAGCAAAGGGCCGUGUGGCAGUUAUGAUGACUGUUGCGUUUCUGCAGUGGUGCGGUUUUUUGGCAUGGUGUUAUUGGGCUCAGCUGUACUAUCAAAAUUACAAAGGAUAUACUCCUCUUCUCACUGUGAUCCGAUUACUCCCGAUGUGCGUAUCUGGAAUUACAUGCAAUGUGAUUGUAGCGGCUCUUGUAGGGCGUCUACCACUUGUGUGGUUUAUGGCCAUCGGAACUGGUUUAACAAGCGUCGCCCCCCUCCUAUUCGGUCUAAUAAACCCCAAUGCGACGUACUGGGCGUUCGGGUUCCCUGCAGCCAUAGUCGCAGUCGUUGGUGCCGACUUUGUGUUCGCUGGCGGGACUCUGUUCAUUGCCAAGGUAUCAUUGCCGCAUGAACAGAGUCUUGCGGGAGGCGUAUUUCAAACCAUGACCCAGCUCGGGACAUCUGUUGGUGUGACGGUGUCGACUGUUGUUUUCGAUCGUGUAUUACGCCAGCGUUCGGCGGAUAUGGGAGUGAUUUUAGAUGCAAACGCAGAUGGGGCACCGAAGGCUGCUCAAUUGGAUAGCUAUAAAGCGGCCGAGUGGACUAAUUUUUCCUUUGGCGUGUUGGCCACGAUUCUGGCGCUGAUUUUCUUCCGCGGUGUGGGUGUUGUGGGGCAGCAUCGCAAGCAGAUUGAUGAUCAGGAACGGACGGUCACCGAUCCGAUUUCCGAGAGUAAGACAUAGACACCACAUAUGUGGUAUAUGUGGUAUGCCAUUUAUACCUUUUUUUUUGGACUUGGCGCAUGCAUACCUAGAUUCUCUGUACGGCAAAAUCUGGAUGUAACCUCGUAGACAACUUGUAUUUAAUAUCAUAGUUCUUCACUGACC